UAAUACUAGUUUGUUUUGUUUUUCAGGCUUUAGAAAGGAUGCGUCCUUACCUGUGUGAUAAAAUCAUAGCUGAGAGACACUUUGAUUACCUACGUUCAAAGAAAAUACUCACUAGAGAGGACACAGAAGAAAUUUCUUCUCGAUCUUCCAGUAGGAAAAAAACUGGGAAAUUAUUGGACUACUUAGCAGAAAACCCAAAGGGACUAGAUGCUUUGAUUGAAUCUAUCAGACGAGAAAGAACACAAAACUUCCUGUUACAAAAGAUAACUGAUGUAGUGUUGAAAGUCAAAAAUGAAAAACUUGAAGCUCUCAAAGGUCUAAGCUGCAGCACCUGUAUGACCUCACUGUAUGGAGGAACAAACAAUCUUUCUAGAUCAUAUUCUGAUGAAUCCAAUUUUUUUGAUAAAACAAAAGACAAAGAAUCUACCCAGAUACAUCAUCCAGAAGAAGAUUACAGCACUGCCGCAUUUGUGUCUGCUGUCUCUCUUCAUUCAAUGAAUUUGCCAAUUGCGGAGAUGGGAAAUGCAGAGAGUGCUGUUUUCUCAGCCUCCCUUCCAGGGCCUGGAGACCCCGGUGCACCCCCCCUCCCCCCAGAGCUCCAGUCAGAGCAGCAAGAACCGUGUACUAGUUCAAGUGACAAUUGCUUUUUGCCUUUAAGAUCACGUUCUCUUCAACCACAGUGAACGUAGUGACUUUUGUCUUUUCAUCCAAACGGUACUGAAACUUUGUGUGAUGUCUUAUAAAGGUUAAAAAAUGUUUUCAAAUUGUGAACUAGCAAAAUCAGAGGAAACAAUCUAUGCUAUUUACAGUUUUUUAAGGAGUAAGUUUUUUUGUAAUUGGGUGACUCUGGAGCUGCUUGAUUUUAUGUUCUUUAGGGAGCUUUUUUCCAAAGAUCAUGGUAUUACAUCAGCAAAGGUUUGUUUUUUAAACCAAUAUAUUUAAGAUUUCACAUUUAUUUGUAGAUAUUGAAGCUGCCAUUAUAGAACAAAUGGGGUUUUUCUUCCUACAGAAACUAACAGAUCUGUUUUUCUUAAUGUUUCUGUGACAGGUGAAUUGGGAAAGAUGGCUAGGAAAAGUAUUGGAAAAUAACUUUCUGGACUAAAAGCUUAGGCUUACUUACCAAAAAGCUUAAACUCCUUUACCGAAUUAAAUGUUUCCCUGUAGGAUAAUUUCUGCCCUCUAUGUACGUGUGUGCGGCUCCAUUUGCAAAAAAACCCAAGCAACCCAACCCCAAAUCUGUAGCUGUGCUUAUUUGCAAGAAGUCUCUUAAUUGUAUGAACUUUGUUCUCUGUCCUACCCGUAAAUCAAAAGGCACUCGGUAUCGCAGUGAUUUGAGUUAGCAACUAUACUUCCACAAGUCUUAGCAUAUUAUUCUUGUAUAUUAGAGAUUUCUGAUUUGAGAUGCACUUUAAAUAUAAAUUCUCAUUAAUACUGGAAAAGGAAUGUAAACUGCUGUAACAGCAUCAUGUGGGCUGUAAGAAAAUGUUAUUGUAUAAUGCUAUUAAGGAGCAAAGCUUGUAUGUUUUGUCCCAGUAGGUAAGUAGAGGAGGAGUCCUAUAGGAAGAAAGUAUCCAUACCUGAAGGACUCUUGGAAAUGUUGCACUUCAGAUACCUACUCUUCAAAGCAGAUAGACAGGUUUACAUUUCAAAUUGUUUGGAGUCAAAUGCAUUUUAAACUAUUUCGACAUGGGAAGGUUCUCAUUGCUUGACACAAUGUAAUAUGCUGUAUUCCUCUCGUACUCUAUUCUUGAGUUGUAAUUUACUUUUUAUGAAGUUGGCCUAUGAUCACUUUAAAAUUAGUAGGCAAAGACAAACUCUUACCUGGAAACGUGUACAGUUGUGUUCUGCAGUACUACAUCACUUUAAAGUGAUGGGAUGUUUUCAGUAUAUCAAAGGGUAGGUUUGUAUUUAAGGCUUUAAAUUAUUUUGGCUCUCAUACAGUGCUAUAGCCAUGUAAUUCCAUUCAAAUUCAAAGCCAGGUAAUAUUCCUAAACUGUGUUCUCCUUUUGUGGAGACAGACCAUCUGCAGGACCUCAAUAUAGUAUCUAAUUUUUUUUUUAUGUUUACUCUGGUUUUGGAAGUAGGUUAAAAUAAACUGCAAUGUACAACUACACUCCAUAUAUAGUAUAUGAAUAGCUUACAUUUGACAAAGAUGUGGGCUUCCGUUUACUGUUCAUAAUAAUCCUUGUUUUUCUUGUAUAUGUGUAAGGUCAUAGGCUGUCAGGACGGUGAAAAUGCUUUUCAAUAAAACUGCUUGGUUCAGAAGGCACUCUGGAAGUUAAGUGCCUAAAUCUGCAAGCAAAAUUUUGCUUUCUAACAUGAAAUUAAGGGUAGGCUUAAAUCCCUCUCUUCCAUUAACUGGAACUGUAGUUGCACAUACUCAGGAUGUCUAAAAAUUGAUGUGUCUAAAUACCCACUGCAACCACUUAAAAGAGCUGUGCUUAGGUUUGGGUCCCUUCUUGGAGUCUUGUAGCUGGAUGAGAGUGAGCAGGCUUGGCCUUAACUGAAAAAGAGCAUCAGCUCAGGGUGAAGACUGCCUUGCAGAUCUAAAUCUGAACCUGGGACGCAUGCUGCCUGCUGCAGCACGCGGCGCAGCCUGCAGGAAGCCUGCCUGUGCAGGGAUCACUCCUGCAGUGGAGCCUGUGAACC
Molecule: messenger RNA, 2649 nt
Organism: Haliaeetus leucocephalus (bald eagle)
Lineage: Eukaryota; Metazoa; Chordata; Aves; Accipitriformes; Accipitridae
Gene: BCL10
Product: B-cell CLL/lymphoma 10
Exons: 2
Coding region: 39-683 (214 amino acids)
Biological process (GO): canonical NF-kappaB signal transduction; apoptotic process; adaptive immune response
Cellular component (GO): cytosol; CBM complex
Molecular function (GO): kinase activator activity; protein kinase B binding; transcription coactivator activity
Source: RefSeq, a predicted model, not a curated record